Messenger RNA from Glycine soja, 1218 nucleotides. Its product is annotated as LOB domain-containing protein 16-like. The record is from RefSeq and is a predicted model, not a curated record. NCBI's taxonomy places the organism in Eukaryota, Viridiplantae, Streptophyta, Magnoliopsida, Fabales, Fabaceae. Gene Ontology annotation, cellular component: nucleus. The transcript is spliced from 2 exons. Gene Ontology annotation, biological process: hormone-mediated signaling pathway; positive regulation of DNA-templated transcription. The coding region runs from base 326 to 979 and encodes 217 amino acids.
UUUGAAAAACAAGGUACUGUGUUGGCUCAAUCAUUGAUAAAUGUCCCCUCAGAACCCUACACAUGUGCCUCCCAUGUCGCCCAUUCACAUUUGUUACAAGACACUUCCCUUUUUUUCUGUCUUUUAUUCUCAAUCAUGUCCCACCCCCCUUAACUCCAACCAUUUCCAUCUCAUUCCCACACUCCUUAAAUAAAUCCCCACAUUUUUGCACCAUUUCCUAGUGUGUUCGUGUGCCUCAAAAAUUUUAUUCAAUUCUUUGAACUUCACACACACUGAUAAUAAUAAUAACACGAUUCCAUUAUUCUAAAGCAAACGUACACACGCUAUGACUUCUGCAACUGGUAAUGACACUGGCUCUGCAGGUUCUUCUUCUGGCUUUGGAUCUCCCUGUGGGGCAUGCAAGUUCCUAAGAAGAAAGUGUGCCGCUGAUUGCAUUUUUGCACCUUACUUUUGCUCAGAACAAGGAGCUGCUAGAUUCGCUGCCAUUCAUAAGGUGUUCGGUGCUAGCAACGUUUCCAAGCUGCUCCUGCGUAUACCAGCUCACCAACGUUUUGAGGCAAUGCUCACACUUGCUUAUGAAGCACAAGCUCGCGUCAGAGACCCUGUUUAUGGUUGUGUCUCCCAUAUUUUCACCUUGCAACAACAGGUAGCAUGCUUGCAGGCACAAGUAAUGCAAAUGAAGGCACAACUAGACCAGAACCAGAUGGAGUCCAGGAACUUGGAGAAUCAUGGGUCAGAUAAUGUUAUUAGACAACCAUUCAAUCCAUUUUGUUUCACUUCCAUGAAUAACCCCACAUCUCCUCAGAGCUCACUUGAUUCAAUUGAUUAUAGCAGCAUCAAUGAUGGAAUGAGCAUGCGAGAUGUACAAAGAAGAGAGGAUUUCUCACUGCAAGCUUGUAAUUUUAAGAAAAGAUCUUAUAACAAUGACUUGGAUGAGUUGCAAGAAUUGGCACUCAGGAUGAUGAGGAACUGUGACUAGGAAAGUUAUAAAGUUAAUCCUUAAUUGUCUUUAUUUAAUUUCUUGAAGGAUAUUAAUAUUCCUUUGAUGCUGAAGGGUGAUAGUUUUUUGCCUAGUGUUGUAUAUACUAAUGAGUGUCGAGAAGAAACGUGCUUGUCAUAAAUGAUAAUCCUAAACCAGCACUAGGCUUUUCUCUGUUUUUGGAUUUAAUCCAAAAGAAAUCAAAUUUUUGAAGACAAGUAAAGUCUUUUUUCUCUUUA